This is a messenger RNA of Funneliformis geosporum, 216 nucleotides long. The record is from the annotation of a GenBank genome assembly. NCBI's taxonomy places the organism in Eukaryota, Fungi, Glomeromycota, Glomeromycetes, Glomerales, Glomeraceae.
AUGUCGGCCGACAAAGGGUCCAAGGAAUGGGGGGUAUCCCAAAGGAACACCUACUCGCGAAUUGCAAAAAAGCAGACCCUUAUGAACUUUAACAGAAUUACGAGUAGUACUAUUGUAGCACUAUGGACUACCAAUAGUCUUGUCAAUAUGAGUUGUCAUUAUCGUGAGAAAGGAAAAAGGACAAAGUUAACCACCACAAAGUAUCCCUCAUCGUAA